Messenger RNA from Xylona heveae TC161, 1628 nucleotides. RefSeq names its product NADH-ubiquinone oxidoreductase 39 kDa subunit. The record is from RefSeq and is a predicted model, not a curated record. Bases 1 to 1143 code for a protein of 380 amino acids. The transcript has 8 exons. Gene Ontology annotation, molecular function: protein-containing complex binding. Gene Ontology annotation, cellular component: mitochondrion. Lineage: Eukaryota; Fungi; Ascomycota; Xylonomycetes; Xylonales; Xylonaceae.
AUGGCCACACCAGCGUCCAGAAUUUCUAUCCCUAGAUGGGUACCAGGCACGUGCCAUACACGCUUCUCCUAUCGACGCGGACUUCAAGAUGUUGCCGUCACACGGACAGGCAAACCCAUUAUUAAAGUGCAGGGCGGAAGGCAAGUAGAGAACGAGGGCCAUACUGCCACCGUAUUUGGCGCUACUGGGUUCCUCGGGCGAUACAUUGUCAAUCGACUUGCUCGUCAAGGCUGCACCGUGGUCAUCCCUUAUCGGGAGGAGAUGGCUAAGCGCCACCUCAAAGUAACUGGGGAUCUCGGAAGGGUUGUAUUCAUGGAAUUCGAUCUUCGGAACACCGAGUCAAUAGAACAAAGUGUCCGGCAUUCAGACAUUGUGUACAAUUUGAUUGGGAGGAUGUAUCCUACUAAGAAUUUUACGCUUCAAGAUGUGCAUGUGGACGGCCCUGAACGAAUUGCGGAAGCUGUGGCCAAGUAUGACGUGGAUAGAUUCAUUCAUGUCUCUUCAUAUAAUGCGGACCUGGGAUCCUCGUCUGAGUUCUUCCGUACUAAGGCGCUUGGUGAGGAAGUUGUUCGCAAUAUUUUCCCGGAAACUACUAUUGUUCGCCCUGCGCCGUUGUUCGGAUUUGAGGAUCGCCUAUUGCAUCGACUUGCUGGAAUCACUAAUCUUUUUACUGCAAAUCAUAUGCAGGAAAGAUUUUGGCCGGUGCAUGCAAAUGACGUCGGGCAUGCUCUUGAGCUCAUGAUGCACGAUGACAAUACUGCAUCUCAAACAUAUGAACUCUAUGGUCCUCAGAAUUACUCUAUGGCUGAUAUUGCUGAGAUGGUCGAUAAAGAAAUUAUCAAGCACCGUCGCCAUAUCAACCUUCCAAAAGCUGUCCUUAAGCCUGCUGCAAAUCUUCUCAACAAGAUCUUGUGGUGGUCGACGCUCUCUGCCGAUGAAGUCGAGAGAGAAUUCAUCGAUCAAAGCAUAGAUCGCAAGGCCAAAACUUUCGAGGAUCUUGGUAUAGAUCCAGCUGAGAUCAAGGAUUUGAUGUUUCAAUAUCUGCAAGGAUAUCGAAGCUCUGCUUUCUAUGACCUUCCACCGCAAACUGAACGCGAAAGACGAGAGGAAAAGAAAUUUUUGCAUGUGAUUGAUGAUCAGUAGCUAGGUCUGGAGGCUAUUCCAUGAAACUUUCGGAUUCCCAGAUCGCUUCUUCAUCCCCAGUCAAACAUACGAUCGAACGUUCAUUUAGAUUUGGUAAUUUCUGAAUUUUUCGUUUCAAAUGGUAAUGACGUCAACGAAAAAUGGUAAAUCUGGCAAAUUUUAAACUAAACAUACUGUUCUGUCAUUCUUGCAAAGUCCAAUUCAGACUAAUUCUCUUAUUUCUGGCCCUUUAUAUGUUUUUCAUAGUCGAAGUUCGAGCAGCGAAACUAGCAUCGAUAUCAACAUUAUUUCCAGUUUGCAACGUUUUUGAUUUGGACUUAUGAUGUUUUUUGAAGCGCUACCCCUAUAUAUAAGUCCGGAUUGAACUCCGAGUGAUGUCUUGCACCAAGUUAUAAAACCAUGAAAGCUGUCUCCAGUAAUAGUUGUGCUGUCAAACUUGGAAGCGUCGGCCGCUUCGCCUAAUUCAAAAGACGGGAAAGGAAGGA